UCUUCUUCAAGAAACAACAUGGUAUUACUAUUACCAACUUUCUAAAUCACGAUGGACUGGUUCCCGGGUUUGGUCACUGGAUAUUCUCUUCUUCUUGUAUACCGAUCGGGCGGUAGUGCACGCACUGGGCUGGUCCCAGGUGGCAUAUCAACGUUUCGGCAAAACGAAAACUGGGGGAGGCGGAUGCGGGAGAGAGAAGAAGAAAACAGGAGGAUGCAGAGUUGGAAAGAUGAAGAACGAGUCGAGUUGAUGGGAUGUAUAGCAUAUAGUGGAAAACAUCGAAAUACGAUAAUGUCUGGUGUUUAAAUUGACCAUUUCUACUUACCAA
This is a messenger RNA of Neurospora tetrasperma FGSC 2508, 328 nucleotides long. RefSeq lists its product as uncharacterized. Bases 52 to 306 code for a protein of 84 amino acids. The transcript has a single exon. The record is from RefSeq and is a predicted model, not a curated record. Lineage: Eukaryota; Fungi; Ascomycota; Sordariomycetes; Sordariales; Sordariaceae.